CUCAUCAUAGCCUUUCCCAGCCUCCAUUGUCUUAUGCUGAUUUGCAAAAUCGUCUAUUCGGGGAUGAUGGCUCUCAAACUCAACAAAUUGAGUCGUCUUCCACUCACGAGGCUACUAAUUCUGAUGCUAUGGAAAUAUGCACUUCUACAAAUGAUGGUGAUUCGAAAAAACUGAGCCCUCCUGUUUUCAAUGCAUUUCAAAAAUCUAUCGGACGAUGGAAUCGAACAAUUUAUUCGUUACAAAGAAUUUCCAUGACGAUAUCACUAAAUGGUUUGGUGGUGAUUCUUCUCAUUCUGUUCUUAUUUACAAAACUGGAGGUUUUUUUAAAUGUUUUUAUGCUUAA
Meloidogyne enterolobii is the source of this 343-nucleotide messenger RNA. The record is from the annotation of a GenBank genome assembly. NCBI's taxonomy places the organism in Eukaryota, Metazoa, Nematoda, Chromadorea, Rhabditida, Meloidogynidae.